UGGAAACUGGAGCCAAGCUGUUUUUUCCCCCCAUCCUCACGUCACAAGCAGGAACUCUGCGACUUACUGACAUUACACAAACACACACUCUUUUUGUCUGCCUCUGCCCCUGUCCCACACUCGUCUGGCUGUUGACUGUGUACUGACCUCAUUUUGGACUACAGACUGAGGAAUAAGUAUUCCCACUCUUCUACUCGGCUGCUGUGAUUGCGUGUUCACAUUGCUGUGUGAGAGCCGCCUGACUGUACGGAGAAAUGCUUUCAUGGAGCGUGGUUCUCCCUGGCUGAAGACUUUGUGUGUGUCCAACAGCACCCUUCCACCUACAACCCACUGUGUUGCCAUUGCGCCCAUGAGGUAACGUCAGGAGCUACGGCCCCCUCAUUGCCACCCUCCGUCCAUCCAUUUCCCUCCCCUCUGUCCUUUCCUUCCUUGGACCCACCCAGCCAUGGGCCAGAAGAUCUCUGGCAGUAUCAAAUCAGUGGACGUACGCGGGGAGCCCUCAUAUCGGCCUGUACGCCGCGAACUGCGGGGCCCGGAUUUCUGUCGGCCCCCCAGGUUGGACUUACUGCUGGACAUGCCGUCGGCCAGCCCUGAGACUCAGCUUCGCCAUGCCUGGAAUCCUGACGACCGGUCACUCAAUGUCUUUGUCAAGGAGGAUGACAAGCUGACGUUCCAUCGACAUCCAGUGGCACAGAGCACAGACUGUAUCCGUGGGAAGGUGGGCUACACCAGGGGCCUCCAUGUUUGGAGGAUUCACUGGCCAGCCAGACAGAGAGGCACCCACGCCGUCGUAGGUGUGGCCACAGCUGAAGCGUCUUUACACUCAGUGGGCUACACAGCCCUGGUGGGCUCGGACCCCGAGUCCUGGGGCUGGGACCUGGGUCGGAACAGACUCUACCAUGAUGGAAAGAACCGUCCGGUUUCCACGUCUGCACCCACGUACCCCUGUUUCCUGGAGCCAGACGAGUCAUUUGUGCUCCCAGACUCUCUGACGGUAAUACUCGACAUGGACGAGGGAACGCUGAGCUUCAUGGUAGACGGACAGUAUCUGGGAGUAGCUUUUAGAGGGCUAAAAGGCAAGAGACUGUAUCCCAUCGUCAGUGCUGUGUGGGGGCACUGCGAAGUGUCUAUUCGCUACGUCAAUGGACUAGAUC
Messenger RNA from Morone saxatilis (striped sea-bass), 1154 nucleotides. Its product is annotated as SPRY domain-containing SOCS box protein 4-like. NCBI's taxonomy places the organism in Eukaryota, Metazoa, Chordata, Actinopteri, Moronidae. Gene Ontology annotation, biological process: intracellular signal transduction; proteasome-mediated ubiquitin-dependent protein catabolic process. Gene Ontology annotation, molecular function: protein binding. Gene Ontology annotation, cellular component: SCF ubiquitin ligase complex. The record is from RefSeq and is a predicted model, not a curated record.